GAUAGAACCUCUAGUCUCGUGGAGAGAUUGAAGAUGGCGGCUUCUCAGGCGGUGGAGGAAAUGCGGAGCCGCGUGGUUCUGGGGGAGUUUGGGGUUCGCAAUGUCCAUACUACUGACUUUCCCGGUAACUAUUCCGGUUAUGAUGAUGCCUGGGACCAGGACCGCUUCGAGAAGAAUUUCCGUGUGGAUGUAGUACACAUGGAUGAAAACUCACUGGAGUUUGACAUGGUGGGAAUUGACGCAGCCAUUGCCAAUGCUUUUCGACGAAUUCUGCUAGCUGAGGUGCCAACUAUGGCUGUGGAGAAGGUCCUGGUGUACAAUAAUACAUCCAUUGUUCAGGAUGAGAUUCUUGCUCACCGUCUGGGGCUCAUUCCCAUUCAUGCUGAUCCCCGUCUUUUUGAGUAUCGGAACCAAGGAGAUGAAGAAGGCACAGAGAUAGAUACUCUACAGUUUCGUCUCCAAGUCAGAUGCACUCGGAACCCCCAUGCUGCUAAAGAUUCCUCUGACCCCAACGAACUGUACGUGAACCACAAAGUGUAUACCAGGCAUAUGACAUGGAUCCCCCUGGGGAACCAGGCUGAUCUCUUUCCAGAGGGCACUAUCCGACCAGUGCACGAUGAUAUCCUCAUCGCUCAGCUGCGGCCUGGCCAAGAAAUUGACCUGCUCAUGCACUGUGUCAAGGGCAUUGGCAAAGAUCAUGCCAAGUUUUCACCAGUGGCAACAGCCAGUUACAGGCUCCUGCCAGACAUCACUCUGCUUGAGCCCGUGGAAGGGGAGGCAGCUGAGGAGUUGAGCAGGUGCUUCUCACCUGGUGUUAUUGAGGUGCAGGAAGUCCAAGGUAAAAAGGUGGCCAGAGUUGCCAACCCCCGGCUGGAUACCUUCAGCAGAGAAAUCUUCCGGAAUGAGAAGCUAAAGAAGGUUGUGAGGCUUGCCCGGGUUCGAGAUCAUUAUAUCUGUAAGAAAGAUUUGCCGGCUGCGGUGGCUCACAUCUGUAAUCCCAGCACUUUGGGAGGCCAAGGCAAGUGGAUCACGAGGUCAAGAGAGCGAGACCAUCCUCGCUAACAUGGUGAAACCCCGUCUCUACUAAAAAAUACAAAAAAAAAAAAUUAGUCGGGCAUGGGGGCAAGCGCCUGUAGUCCCAGCUACUCGAGAAGCUAAGGCAGGAGAAUGGUGUGAACCUGGGAGGCGAAGCUUGCAGUGAGCCAAGAUCACGCCGCUGCACUCCAGCCUGGGCAACAGAGCAAGACUCCGUCUCAAAAAAAAAAAAAGAAAAGAAAGACAGAGAUUCAACUAUUAAUAAGGGUCUGAAUGAGAAUGAAGUGUUAAAACUGCUGCUUCUGGCUGGGUGUGGUGGCUCAGGCCUGUAAUUCUAGCACUUUGGAGGCUAAGGCAGGAGGAUUACUUGAGCCAGGAGUUUGAGACCACCCUGCGGAACAUAAUACAGACCCAUCUCUAUAAAUAAUAAUAAAAACUAGCUGGGUGUGGUGGUGCACAUCUGUGGUCCAGUCCAGGCUCUUCAGGAAGCUGAGGUGGGAGGAUCACUUGAGCCUGCACUGAGCUUUGAUAGCACCACUGCAUUCCUGCCUGGGUAACACUGAGACCCUGUCUCAAAAAAAAAAAAAAAAAAAGUGCUUCUAAAAACACAGAAAAGGGAUAAAAGUUUUAUCUUUCACAGCUGGGCAUGGUGGCUCACACCUGUAACCCCAGCACUUUGGGAGGCUGAGGCAGGCAGAUUACUUGAGGUCAGGAGUUUGAGACCAGCCUGGCCAACAUGGCGAAAACCUGUCUCUACUAAAAAUACAAAAAAAUUAGCUGGGCGUAGUAGCAUGCGCCUGUAAUUCCAGCUACUUGGGAGGCUGAGGCACAAGAAUCACUUGAACCCAGGAGGUGGAAGUUGCAGUAAGACAAGAUCAUGCCACUGCACUCCAGCCUGGGCAAUAGUGCAAAACUCUGUCUCAAAAAAUAGGAAUAAAAAUCAGCUGGGCGUGAUGGUGCACACCUGUAAUCACAGCUAGUUGGGAGGCUGAGGACAAGAAUCGCUUGAACCUGAGAGGCAGAAGCUGUGAGCCGAGAUCAUACCACUGCACUCCAGCCUGCGCAACAGAGUGAGCAAGACUGUCUCAAAAAAAAAAAAAAAAGUUUUAUCUUUAAUAUUUCCGAGAAGGGGGAAGGUAAAAAUUUACCCCUAAGGAAAAGUUUAUGGCCAUCUGGACUGCCUUCAUGUUUUCCCUGCAAUCUGCCAGUGUUUUUAAUGACAUGAUGCACUUAGAUACAUAAUCUCAUCUCUUCCUUCCAGUUCUGCCUCUUCCCUCUGGUUGCUGUGACCUGUUUGUUUCUCUCUCUCAUUUUCUGACCUUUUGGGUUAUGUAGAGACUUUUGAAAGGAUAUGAAGCAUAGGUCUGAGUCGGUAGUCAGGAAUAUUGUUCAAGUUGACAAAGGCUGAGCUGAGAAGCUGGGUAGCAAGGUCCUCCACAGUAUAGAAGUCUUGCUGCAUGGAAGGGCCUGCCUUCCCUAGGAUAUGAAAACUGUAAAGGGGAAAAAAAAGAGCAUUGAAAAUGACAAAUCCAACAUCUGUUACUGCCAGCCCUGACUGUCCCAUGAAUUUCAUUUCUAGCCUACAAUAAGGUUUUUCAGCCAGAAAAGCAGUUGUAUUUACUUAAGAGAACUUAUAGAUACAGCAUCUUUUUAAAGACAGAUGUUGGUGGCCGAGAUCAGCAGUAGCUUUCAUUACUAUUUAAUGUGGACUUACAAUGGACGAUCUCAUUAGCUUGGCUGACUAGUGUAGUGGUUAGUGAGGCCAAAGCCCAUGAGGGCCAGUUACCUCCCCAACCCACAACCAGUAUCCAGCCACCCGACUCCUAUGAGAAGUAUGCCGCAAGCAGUGUAGGGUCUAAGCAAUCCCCACCACUUUUAGCUUCGACUUGGGUUUCAUCAUUUUAUACACUAGAAACACAGACAAGUUGGGCAUGAAGCAGGCUGGAUUGUGAGGCUCAUAUGACAAUUACAAAAAAAGCAAAUGCAGGAAAGCAGGCUGUUCAUUUCUAUUUAACACUAGAAUGAUAAGUUUCCUAUCAAAUUCUUGCCUCACCUUACCUGUACACUAGAUGAAAAGUCCAACCCAUGGACAUUCCUAUACAAUACAUAUCGAGGAAGAAAAUAUGGAGAGGCAGCAUUGGUUCCUUACCAGUUUUCAUAGAGGGUGGAGAAGAAACGCUGCAUUCUUUCCAAGACGGUUUUGAAGACAGGAGAGUCAUUGAGUUCCAAGAGAGGUUGAGGUAAUCCUACAGGGAAAUACGGGUCAAGAACAUGAUGCUCCACUGUCAGGAGUCUCAAUUGGCCAACACUCUACAGCAGGAAGAUGUUGUUCAGGGGUGAAGAUGUGUGCAUGUCUGGUGCUGUACUGCAAAGCAGUUGGCUACGUGAUUUGCUGCACUCUUUUAGUAGGAGAAGGUGAAAGCUACUUAAGGACCCAGGACUUUAGACCCGGGUACUCUUUUAUCUGCUUUUUUUUUUUUUCCCCAGAUGGAACCUGUACCAGAAAAAGUGACAACUCAGAAGUAUUUUUCCAUAAAGCUCUGGGGAUGCUCCCACAAUUAAGUUAUGAAGCCCCUUUUUUAAGCAAAAUCUUACACAAAACACUAAGAUGUGUAGCAGCUAAAAAUGAAACCCACUUACCUUAGUAUUAAAAACUGCCUUAAAAGAUCUAUAUUUUUAAGUGUAAUCAGAGGUUUUACAUUUCGAGUCCUAUAGUCAGAAGCUAUCUGCGGGAACUGUUUGUCCAUUCUAGUAUUUCUGGUUGGCCACUUAUUUCUAUAGCAGGAGUUCCUGACUUAACUUGAAUAAUGGCAUGGGGGUGUGUGGUAAGCAACACCUACUUUUUAUAUUAAUAGCUAUACAUUUCUUGGAAGUUCUACUUUUACUGGUGUCUGCAACAUAACCCUUAAAUUGAAUGGUGUCAAAGGAAAAGAUUCAGGACUAUCUAGGCUGAAACAGACAGACAUGAGUUCUGGAAAGGCAAAUUAACAUCCUUCCUUUGGCUAACUUCACAGCUGAGGAAUGCCAUUGGAUUGCUUGACCACAGCCGGGCUCAGACACAGGUUAUAGCUGAUGACAAAGACAAACUAUGGGGGCUGUGAUGGUGAGCCAGCCUGAAGCUUCUGAGAUGGGAACAAGGUUUAGACAACUGAUGCCUCUAGCUCUAGCUUCAUCCCACAUUCCCAGACUAGCUCCCUGUGCUCCAGCCACAUGAUUCAACCAUCUCUAUGUUCUGGACAUACCAAGGCCUUUUCCUCUUGCCUCAGAUCUUAUACCUGCCAUUCUGUUUGUCCAGAAUGCCCAGCAUUUCCUCAUGCCCCUAACCUAGCUAGUUCCUACUCAUCCUUCAAGUCCCCAUUGGGAGUCAGCCUUCUGACUUCCCUCUGAGACUGGGUUAGGUCUCCCGAUAAACACUCAGAGCCCUGCCACUUUCCUUCACAGCAAAUACCACAAUUAUGACUGCACAGUUAUUUUCAUGCUUAUUUUCAAUGGGAAAAUGAAUUAAAGCAGUAUCCUAACAAGGUCACAACUGGAAGGCCAGGCGUGGUGGCUCAUGCCUAUAAUCCCAGCACUUUGGGAGGCCAAGGCAUGCAGAGCACUUGAGGUCAUGAGUUUGAGACCAGCCUAGCCAACAUGGUGAAACCCUGUCUCUACUAAAAAUACAAAAAAUUAGCCAGAUGUGAUGGUGCAUGCCUGUAGUCCCAGCAGGCUGAGGUGGGAGAAUCACUUGAACCUGGGAGGCAGAGGUUGCAGUGAGCCGAGAUUGCACCACUGUACAGCAGCCUGGGUGACAGAGUGAGACUCUCAAGAAAACAAAACAAAAAAGGUAACAAUUGGGAAAUGGCUUAAAAUCUAUUCCUUUAAAAACUUUGAUAUCUAUCUACACACACACACACACACACACACACACACACACACACACACACACACACACACGAGGAGGCAGGAAAGUAUACAAAUAUCCUUCAGGUUAAAGGCCAUGAUUUAUUUAUAAUUGAAUGGCUGUAACACCCACCACAACCUACUGGCUAAAUUGAAGAAGGGGUUAACGGGGAAAAAAAAUAAAUUGCCUUCGAUGUUUUCUGUAUGCUAAGAUAAUGAAGUAAAUACACUUGUUCAUAUAGAGCUUAUAGGAACUCCACAUUCUGCAUUUCUGAACAAAUAGAUGGUCAAGGCAGUGCAAGACAAGAUGGAAGAAGCACAAGAUAGGCUGAAGCUGCUCAAGGAACCCAUAAGAACACCUGUAAUCACUAGGAUUCUAGUGCUUUGAAAGGCCAUGGUGGGAGGACUGCUUGAGGAUAAGAGUUCAAGACCAGCCUGGGCAACAUAGCAAGACUGUCUCAACAAAAAAAUUUUAAAGUUCGUCUGGCGUUGUGAUCCGCCUGUGGUCCAACUACUCAGGAGGCUGAGGCAGGAAGACUGCUUGAGUCCAAGAGUUUCAGCCUACAGUGAGCUAUGGUUGCACCAGUGCACUCUAGCCUGGGUGACAGAGAUUAUGACUCUCAAAAAACAACAAAAAAAGGGGACAUCCAUUAGGGAUAAGAUAAACCUUAGGAGAAAAAAGUUACAUUUCUUACCUAAUAUAGCAGAUUUUUCCGCGUCAAGCAUAUCCAGAGCCUUGGUGAAAGGCUCUGCCAUUUUGGCUAGCAUUUCUGGUGCAUAUAAUGUAUUGUGGGUUCUGAAAGAAACAAGAAUGCUAUUGAGCUUUUCCAUCUGAUGCAGAAGGAAAGAGUGGGUUUUGCUUGUAAUCCAGUGAUACUACAGUUCCACACAGAUCUGCCCAUCAACUCCUGGCAGGGGAAAGAAAAGAAGGUAUAAAUAUCUGAAUGCUCGCUGGAGGAGGGAACAGACUUGUAUAGAUAUAAUUAUCUUAAGUAUACAAUACCUAAGAUAAAUUAACAUGAGAACUAAACCCCAAGACACAGGACAGUAUCAGAGUCCAAAGCUAGAAAGCAAAAUUCUUUUAAAUCUGAGGUGGUCCCAGGAGUUUUUUGACCACCAGUGAUACGGAAUGAAAUGUGUGCAACACUGUGGAUUUACCAGGCAGGAACACAGAGGAGGUGGUAAUUUGCCCCAUUUUUCAAUGUUUUGUCUUAAUUCCAAGAGCAUGGACCUUGCAACAGCUGUUUGGACCUGAUAGAGGAACACAAUUCCCAACACAUGCUGUCCCCCACCAAAAUGACCUACCUGAGCAAUUAUAGGCUUUGAGUAAGGAGCAAGGACUGUGAACUUGAUACACCUGCUGUCCACAGCACUCUUACCUACUCACAGAAAUGACCUCACUGAACAAACUGAUGGCUACACGGUUAAGAUGUAAACUGAAAACAUCUUUUAGAUCAUGUUUAAACCUCCAUAGUUUGUUCUUUUUGUUCUUGCUUAAGAAGUCAUUCUAGGCUGGGCUCGGUGGCUCACGCCUAUAAUCCCAGUACUUUGGGAGGCCGAGGCUGGCGAAUUACCUGAGGUCAGGAGUUCAAGACCAGCCUGGCCAACAUAGUGAAACCCCGUCUCUACUAAAAAUAUAAAAAUUAGAUGGGUGUGGUGGUGCAUGCGUGUAAUCCCAGUUACUUGGGAGGCUAAGGCAGGAGAAUUGCUUGAACCCGGGAGGCAGAGGUUGUGGUGAGCCGAGAUCAUACCACUGCACUCCAGCCUGGGCAACAGAGUGAGACUCCAUCUCAAAAAAACCCCCCAAAGGCCAGGCGCAGUGGCUCACGCCUGUAAUCCCAGCACUUUGGGAGGCUGAGGUGGGUGGAUCACGAGGUCAUGAGAUCGAGACUAUCCUGGCUAACACGGUGAAACCCUGUCUCUACUAAAAAUACAAAAAAUUAGCCGGACGUGGUGGUGGGUGCCUGUGGUCCCAGCUACUCGGGAAGCUGAGCUUGCAGUGAGGCAAGACUGCGCCACUGCACUCCAGCCUGGGCAACAGAGCGAGACUCCGUCUCAAAAAACAACAACAACAACAAAACCCCCAAAAACAGAAGUGAUUCUAUGGCUGGGCCCAGUGGCUCACGCUUGUAAUCCCAGCACUUUGGGAGGCCAAGGUGGGUGGAUCAUCUGAGGUCAGGAGUUCAAGACCAGCCUGGCCAACAUGGUAAAACCCAGUCUCUACUAAAAAUAUAAAAAUUAGCCAGGUGUGGUGGUGGGUGCCGGGCAUGGUAGCUACAGGUUUAUGAUGCAAACUGAAAACAUCUUUUAGACCAUGUUUAAGCCUCCAUAGUUUGUUCUUUUUGUUCUUGCUUAAGAAGUUAUUCUAGAGGCCGGGCGCGGUGGAUCACGAGGUCAGGAGAUUGAGACCAUCCUGGCUAACAUGGUGAAACCCCAUCUCUACUAAAAAUACAAAAGCUAAAUUAGCCAGACAUGGUGGCGGGCGCCUGUAGUCCCAGCUACUCGGAAGGCUGAGGUGGGAGAAUGGCGUGAACCCGGGAGGCGGAGCUUGCAGUGAGCUGAAAUCGCGCCACUGCACUCCAGCCUGGGUGACAGAGCGAGACUCCAUCUCAAAAAAAAAAAAAAAAAAAAAAACUCAUUCUAGGCCGGGCGCAGUGGCUCACGCCUGUAAUCCCAGCACUUUGGGAGGCCAAGGCCGGAGAAUCACCUGAGGCCAGGAGAUCAAGACCAGCCUGGCCAACAUGGUGAAACCCUGUCUCUACUAAAAAUAUAAAAAUUAGACAAGUAUGGCGGUGCAUGCCUGUAAUCCCAGCUUCUCCGGAGGCUGAGGCAGGAGAAUCACUUGAACCCAGGUGAGCCAAGAUCAUGCCACUGCACUCCAGCCUGGGUGACAGAGCGAGACUCCCUCUCAAAAAAAAAAAAGUCAUUCGCUACCCUGGCCAGGCACAGUGACUCAUGCCUGUAAUUCUAGCACUUUGGGAGGCCAAGGCAGACGGAUCACCUGAGGUCAGGAGUUUGAGACCAGCCUGGCCAACAUGGUGAAACCCUGUCUCUACUAAAAAUAUAAAAAUUAAUUAGCCGGGCGAGGUGGCGGGCGCCUGUAGUCCCAGCUACUCGGGAGGCUAAGGCAGGAGAAUGGCGUGAACCUGGAGGCGGAGCCUGCAGUGCGCGCCACUGCACUCCAGCCUGGGCAACAGCGAGACUCCGUCUCAAAAAAAAAAAAAUAAAUUAGCCGGGUGUGGUGGUGCAUGCCUAUAAUCCCAGCUACUUGAGAGGUCAAGGCAUAAGAAUCGCUUGAACCCAGGAGGCGGAAAUUGCAGUGAGCCGAGAUUGUGCCACUGCACUCCAGCCUGCGCAACAGAGUGAGACUCCAUCUCGAGAAAAAAAAAAAAGUCAUUCACUAACCUCAUGCUGUAAAUACGGUCUAGAAGUUUUACUUUGGCCAGAUGCAGUGGCUUAUGCCUGUAAUCCCAGCACUUUAGCAAGCCGAGGUGGGUGGAUCACGAGGUCAGGAGUUCAAGACCAGUCCCUGGCCAACAUGGUGAAACCCUGUCUCUACUAAGAAUACAGAAAUUAGCCAGGCAUGGUGGCACACGCCUGUAAAUCCCAGCUACUCAGGAGGCUGAGGUAGGAGAAUCGCUUGAACCCAGGAGGCAGAGGUUGCAGUGAGCCAAGGUCGCGCCACUGCACUCCAGCCUGGACGACAGAGUGAGACUCUAUCUCAAAAAAAAAAAAAAAAAAGAAGCUUUACUUUUUGGGUUUUAAAACACCUGAAAAUUUUUUCUGUGUGUGGUGGCUGGUAGGAAUCUAAUUGUUUUUUCUAACACGGUGAAACAGACAAUAUGGUGUCUGUCCUCGACAACUCAACUCUGCAUAGAAAGCCAACUGUCCCAGCAUGGAAUAAUUGAUUUUUGUUUUUUGUUUUUUAAAGAGACAGGGUCUCACUCUACUGCCCAGGCUGGAUUGCAGUGGUGUGUUCAUAGCUCACUGCAGCCUCAAACUCCUGGGCUCAAGUGGCCCUUCCACCUCAGGCUCCCGAGUAGCUGGGACUAUAAGUGUGCAUCACCACAAGUGAAUAAUUAAAACUUUUUUUUUUUUUUUUUUUUGUAGAGAAAGUGUCUGUGUUGCCCAGGCUGGUCUCAAACUCCUGGCCCCAAGAGAUCCUCCUGCCCUGGCCUCCUAAAGUGCUGAAAUUAUAGGCAUGAGCCACUAUUCACAGCCAUCUUUUUCUAACUUUCAUUACUUCUGUCAUAGAUCAACCUGUAAUACAUACCUGGGAGUCUUUUAAAGACUAAACCUUUACUAUUGUGUUGAACCCAUCAUCAUCUACAAAGGAUUAUCUGCUAAAAAACUGAACUGGGAUGAGGUCAGUUUUCUAGACCAGAGGUCACAUUCGUACAUGUUUUAAUCUUGGCCAGCAAUAUGGUGUCUGUCCUCGACAACUCAACUCUGCAUUGAAGCGCAAUAGCAGCCAUAAACAGUAGGUAAAUGAAUGGCCAAGGUAUGUUCCAACGGAAGUUUACUUACGAACAUGUAGAGACUUGCAUUUGGUCCUCAAGCUGCAGAGUGCCAUAUGUCCUCUAGACAUAUUCACGUGUAACAAAAUAACAAAAAUAAAGGAAAGUAGACAAGAUCAAACAAUACUCCAGAGAUGCAAUCAUCAAAAUUUCACCAGGGGAAACUCUGGAAAUACAAGUCCACAUUUUUCAACAAAUAAAUUGAAAAGAAAAAGAGGGCCAGGCAUGGUAGCUCACGGCUGUAAUCCCAGCACUUUGGGAGGCUGAGGCAGGUGGAUCAGUUGAGCUCAGGAGUUCGAGACCAGCCUGGGUAACAUGGCAAAACCCUGUAUCUACUAAAAAUACAAAAAAUUAGCCAGGCGUGGUGGCGCACACCUGUAAUCCCAGCUACUCGAGAGGCUGAGGCAGGAGAAUUGCUUGAUCCUGGGAGGCGGAGGGUGCAGUGAGCUGAGAUAGCACCAGUGCACUCCAGCAUGGGCGACAGAGCAAGACUGUCUCAAAAAAAAAAAAAAAAAAAAAAGGCAAGGAACUUAUAAAUUUAGAGCCUAAGAGACACCUUUUUUUUUUUUUUUUUGAAACAGAGAUUUGCUCUGUCGCUCAGGCUGGAGUACAAUGGCGUGAUCUCAGCUCAGUGCAACCUCCGCCUGCUGGGUUCAAGUGAUUCUCGUGCCUCAGCCUCCCAAGUAGCUGAGACUACAGGUGCGCACCACCACACCUGGUUACUUUUUUAAAUUUUUAGUAGAGAUGGGGUUUUGUCAUGUUGGCCAGGUUGGUCUCAAACUCUUAGCCUCAAGGAUCCGCCUGCCUCGGCCUCCCAAACUGCUGAGAUCACAAGCGUGAGGCACCACGCUAAGCCUAAUUUAGUGACUAAGAGAUAUCUUAAAUAUAUAUAAACCUUGUGUGGAUAAACAGAAAAAAGGAAAACAUUCGGUGAUAUUUGAAUACUGAUUGUAUACUGGAUAUUGAAUUACUGGUAGUAUUUUGAGAUAUAACAAUGGAAAUGUGGUUAUAUUAAAAGACUUAUUACUAGCUCCAUAUUGCUUUUGAUUUGGGAUUUUCGUCUCUAUGUUUACAAGUGAUUUAGGCCUAUAAUUUUCCUCUUUGGUACUGUUAAUGUCUGGUUUUGGUAUCAAAAUAAAUAAGCCUCAUAAAAUGAGUUAUGGAGCACUA
This is a messenger RNA of Gorilla gorilla gorilla (western lowland gorilla), 10604 nucleotides long. RefSeq names its product RNA polymerase I and III subunit C (gene POLR1C). Bases 34 to 1062 code for a protein of 342 amino acids. Gene Ontology annotation, molecular function: DNA binding; protein dimerization activity. Gene Ontology annotation, cellular component: RNA polymerase I complex; RNA polymerase III complex. The record is from RefSeq and is a predicted model, not a curated record. Gene Ontology annotation, biological process: DNA-templated transcription. NCBI's taxonomy places the organism in Eukaryota, Metazoa, Chordata, Mammalia, Primates, Hominidae. The transcript has 9 exons.